UCGCCCGGCCUGGAUCGGUGGAAGUCAAGAGGGGUGUAAAUCGGGGCGAUCCUGCAGCCCUGGUGUGUGUCGGGAGCACGGCAGCUCCUGGAGAGGAGCUGUCCUGCAGGCCGAGCCCUGGUCAGGCCACGGUCGGUGUUUGCAGGCUCCCCCAGCCGCAUGUCACCCUCCCAGCAGUCAGGGAGGAGUCCAUGUGAAGUGGCCAGAAAUGCUGCUCUGCACCCAGAGCUGGUCCAGAUCAGGUUUGCACGUCUGAGCAGUUCCGUAAUGCGCAGAGCUGGUGUUUGUGGCCGUGGAUGUCAUGGUCAGCCAGAGUUCUAAGCAUGUGGAUUCCCCUGCUCCUGAGGACAAUGCCGUGUCCCACAAAGGCUGUCGAAUCCCUGGCAGCCACCUGGUUGCUGCUCACCUUUCUCAGAGCUGCCCGGCUGCCAGGUGGAAGCUGACUGUAGUUGUCAGUCUCCUGACAGUUGGCUUAUGAACCUCAUCAUCACCUCUCUGCUGCCUCCCCUUGCAUGGCUGGUUAUGUCUUUGGGAUGCAUGUAUGUUCCCCAUUUCUGUUCCUCCCUGCUCCUAGACUCCAUGCCCACUACCUGCUCCCCGAGCCACAUUCCUAAUCAUUGAUGCUCCUUUGCCUCUCUAAUCCUGGUUGCAGGAUCUGGUCUUUUGCUUCCUUGUUUCCUGGUUGAAAUUAGCUGCUUCUGUCCUUGUUUCAACUGUUAUAGUUCUUGUUCCAGGCUGUGGUUUGCAUUACAGGCUCCCUGAUUUCAGACCCCUCAGGCCAACUUCUGACUCCUUUUGCCUCACCCAUUGGAUUUGUGGAUCUGUUUGUACCUUGGUUGUCACUGACUUCUGCUUCUUUAUGUCAUUCCAGCACUACUGUUGUCUUGUCUAUACCCAACAGAUGUUUUCUAGUCUCAGCUGAAACACCCUGGAGGGGCUCAUAAGAGUGUGCUGAGAAGAGAGGAGUCUCAGGCUGCGGUCAUAGCUGGCUGCUGACCAGCAGGAAGAGCAGACUGCACCUUGCUGUGUGCUGUGGUGCCCUCUCAGGAGACAGUGACACCCCCUCAGAUCUGCUGGUGGAACAGGCCAUUGCUUCCUAACCCUAUUCUGCCACAGUGAUCCAUGUUAAAAAAUGGCUAGUCUUCAGCCUUACUACUAACCUGGAUCGCUGUGACAGAAACAGAACUGCACAUAAAAUUACAGAUUUGAGAGCACUGAACAUGGAAGGAGGCUGGAGAUAAGUAGAUGGGGGCAGUCAUCUCUUCACUUGCUAAAGCCCUGUGUGACUACUCAAACUGCUUACUACUCUUACCUCCCAGUAACAUUGCAAUGAGACGAGAUGUCCAAGAGGGCCAGGCUCGGUGUUUAUCUCGCCUAGGAAGGCACAAGGAGGCUCUGGAUAUUGCACAAAAAAUGAGAGAUGGUGCUACUAACACAGAUCACUUGACAACGGUUCUAAGCCUGCAGUUUGCCAUUUACCAGGGCCUGGAAAAUGUAGGAGAAAAGAUCAUAUGUCUGCAGCAGCUGAUCUGCUUACAUCCUUUCAACCCUUGGUACUGGAAGUUACUUGCUGAAGCUUAUAUGAGCCUUUUACACAGUUUGUCUCCAUUAGACAUUCCAGAAGCAAAUCUAAAUCAGUCUGAAAAAGUUAGUUUUAGUGAUAGGAGUUUCAAAACAUCAGCUGGAAGAGAGAUUAGUUUGCAGCCUGACCCAUCAGACAGCCAGAAAGAAGGCCCUUGGUCCAGCCUUGCUACAGAAACAAAGGGAGAGAAUGCAGUGACUUGUAGGACCAGCCAAGUUGUAAAAGAAUUCCUUUGCACUUCAGAAGACCUGGAAAGGAUGGAUGGAGGGAAACACACAGCUUCUGAGUCCUGGAAGCAGAACAUGUGCAAGAACGUUGGAAUGAAGGCAUGUGCGUCAUUUAUUAGAGCAAGGCUUUUACUUCAGCUUACCCAGUUGCAACAGUCAUCCUUUGCACUAGAGAAUAACAUGAAAGGUCAAAAAGAAAUUGAUGACCAAGUGGCACGACUUGGUUUCAAUGAAAACUCCUUGCUGUUGAUGACCAAGGUUAUGGGCCAGGAUCUUGUACCAGAAAAACUAAAAGAAGAAUUUCAGGGUGAGGUAAAAUGCAUAGGCCCUUCAGCACUGUCAUCACUGGUAACUGCAUCAGCCGCAGAAUUUGAAAUCAAAUGGUUCAGUAAUCUCCAAGAUGAUUUGUGUCACUUUGACAGACAAUUCUAUUCAGAUUGAUAUCUCUCACCUUCUGUAUCUUAAAUGUUUCAUUGUAUUUAUUCUCAUAUCUCCAAAUGAUUAUGGAAUAGUAUAUGCAAUAAAGUUCAUACUGCA
Molecule: messenger RNA, 2346 nt
Organism: Apus apus (common swift)
Lineage: Eukaryota; Metazoa; Chordata; Aves; Apodiformes; Apodidae
Gene: C2H8orf76
Product: chromosome 2 C8orf76 homolog
Exons: 5
Coding region: 1246-2250 (334 amino acids)
Molecular function (GO): protein binding
Source: RefSeq, a predicted model, not a curated record